Molecule: messenger RNA, 828 nt
Organism: Euleptes europaea (tarantolino)
Lineage: Eukaryota; Metazoa; Chordata; Lepidosauria; Squamata; Sphaerodactylidae
Product: uroplakin-3b-like
Exons: 6
Coding region: 28-828 (266 amino acids)
Source: RefSeq, a predicted model, not a curated record
UCUUCAGAAGAACUAGUCCCUGCUGGGAUGGACUCUCUCCUGCUACUGUUGCUGGCCAUUGCGGGGACUUUUGCUCAAAUAGAGGUGAUCCCAUACAUACCUCGUCUCACAGACCAGGCCUUAGAAGGGAAGAUCACUGCCAGUACCUUCGCCCUGGACCCCCCAAACUGUAUCUUCGAUUCAUUGGUCAAUACCACAGACGAAAUCUGGCUGGUUGUUGCCUUCACCAAUGCCACCAACAGCUUCAAAAACCCGACGAAUCCUCAGCAAAUCCCACCGUAUGAAAAUCUAUACAGCACGUAUGCAUAUAUGACAAUGAAAGCAACCAUCUCCCAGUACCCGUGCAACAGAGACAAAUCGGGGAGCGUGCUCCGGGUUGGCAAUGAAUCGUCUUGCAAGAAUCACAACAGCUUGACUCCCUGCAAUGGACCACUGCCCUCCCCGGGGCCUUACAGAGUGAAAUUCCUUGCUAUGGACUCCACAGGCUCCAAGGCAGAGACAAGAUGGUCUGGUCCGAUCACUCUGAACAAAGCUCAAACUUGGAAAACAGUGGACACGUGGCCCGGACGUCGCAGCGGAGACAUGAUCGUCGUCACCGUCAUCCUCUCCAUCCUCUGCGGGGUCGUCACCGCUGGCUUUGUUAGCACGGUCUGCUACGAGUGCUUCAAGCUUUGGCAGAACGGACCGCAGGAGAACGUAGAGCAGCAGCGUCAGGAUCCCUCCCAGCCGAGUCGCUAUGACACCCACCACAUCCCCCUUGCCCCACCUGGGCCCCCUCCACCCCCAAUGGACAUACCUGGUUCUCAACUCAUCUCUGCCUCUCCUUAG